This is a messenger RNA of Myodes glareolus (Bank vole), 1902 nucleotides long. It is a transcript of the gene Spmap2l, whose product is annotated as sperm microtubule associated protein 2 like. The record is from RefSeq and is a predicted model, not a curated record. NCBI's taxonomy places the organism in Eukaryota, Metazoa, Chordata, Mammalia, Rodentia, Cricetidae.
GGCCGGGACGAGGGCGGCCCCAAAUCUCCGGUCCGCGCCGCGAAUUGUGCUCGGGCGGCAGGCUGACAGUCGGACAGUUCGCGCCCUGGGUACCCGGAGCUUCUAACUGAAAUGGAGGAAGGAGACUUCUCAGGUUCAUCCGUGCUGUCUGGGGUGACUGAUGGGCAGAACACGACAGAAACACACACACACUCGGAACUCCACCCGAAGCCCCUUGUACUUAGGCUCCUGGAGGUGAAAGAACUUGGGAAUGAAGUGGUCGAAGGGGGUGAGAAGGAAAGACAAGAAGAGGACCAUGGGUAUGAAGACUUCACCGUGUUCGGUGAAUCCUCCAAUACUCACAAAUCCCAUGAUGCCUCCACAUCUUCCAAGUCCCGCAAGACCAGCGAUCCUCCUCAGUCCCGCAAGACCAGCGAUCCUCCUCAGUCCCGCAAGGACAGUGAACCCCUCCAGUCGCGCAAGGACAGCGAGUCCCUCCAGUCCCGCAAGGGCAGUGAGUCCGUCCAACCCCGCAAAGGCAGUGAGUCGGUCCAGACCCGCAAGGGCAGUGAGUCGGUCCAGUCCCGCAAGGGCAGUGAGUCCGUCCAGUCGCGCAAGGGCAUUGAACCCCUCCAGCCCCGCAAGGCCAGUGAGCCCCUACAUUACCGCAAGGGCAGUGAGCCUCUUCGGUCACCGCAGGUCCACGCGUAUGGAAAAGGAGACUUGCUUCCCAACGCAGUGAUUACGACCUCCCCAUCUUUGAUAGCCAGAUACCUACCGCGGCUCCAGCUGGCUUCCUUGAGCGCACAACCUGUUUCCUGUGACCUUGUAAGGAAAUGUUUUUUUUCUAGAAAGAGAAUUGAAGACCUUGCUAAACCGAAAAAGCAAUGGGGAACGCCAGAUAGAAGGUUGUUUUGGGGAAAUCAAGAUCCUAUUCGCCCUGUUUCUGAUGCCGCUUUGAAAGCUCAGCUGACCAAGAGAAUUGAGGACCUUGCCCAGCCCAAGCUGGUCUCCCGACACUACGUCCCUAACAGGGCUCAGUAUUACUACAGCUGCGGCAGAGAGUCUGUAAUUUGGGAGAUCCCACCUCCUGCGCUGUUUACCCGGCCUUCUAAACGGAUCCAGAAGCUGGCAAAACCCAACAGAUUCAAAAUGCAGUGUCUGCUGAAUAGCGAUGACUUAGCACCAGAGGCUCUCCAUUUCGCUGAUCCGUCUCCCAGGAUUCUGCAGCUCUCCAUAGCCAAAGGCACAGACCCCAACUACGUUCCUCCGAAAAGCACUGAAACCAAGAUUUCCUACUCUACCCUGAGUGCCGUUGCAAGUCCGAGGAUCGUAGACCUUGCCAACCCGAGGAUCAAGAUAGAAGGCCUAUGCUAUGAGAGAGAAAAGAGUGAAUUGCCCAUCCGUCCCGUAACCCCUGCUGCCCUGCUUGCCAAACCUACUGACCGAACCAUAAAGUUAGCAAAGUCUAAACCUGUUCAUGAAGAUUAUCUCCCGGUCCGAGAUGCCCGAUGGCCUGUUUCUUAUGCUGCUGCCCAUUCCCAAGUGUCUGACAGAGUCCAGGAGCUAGCUAACCCACCCACAAGGGCUUCGGUGCACGUUGUCUACUACGACCCAGACGUCUUUAAAGUCAAGCCUUCUGCUUUGAGAGCACAGUGUUCUCCCAGGGUCAAGGAACUGGCUGAACCCAUUGUGCGCUAACGGCAACAAGCCACCCGAGGUCGACAUGAGUUACCGAGUUCCGUAUCCGGAACACAGAGCAGAUGACUUGAUUCCCUGCCUCGGUGUUUACAUCUUACCAAUCUUCUCCAAAUAUGAGAUUUCCAGGGAACACCACUGUGAACGUCAGAUAGACACUGUCUGUGAUCUUUCUUGCCUUUACUGAGUUAGGGGACUGCACCCUGCAAUAAAGGGGAAACCAAU